GCUGUCCUUGCGGGGACAAUGUGACUCGGCAUCUGCACCUCAAGUUUAAGUUUAUUUUAUUUCCUGGCUAUGUUACAAGGAAGAUCCGUGGUGCGUGAGCAAAGCAACAACAAAAGACAAACACAUCAACAUUGUAGAGAACCAGUAAAGGAUCAUUAAGGAAUAUUGCACAACUAGCAAACGGGCUAUUUAAUGGUCGUAAAUGAAACACGUGCGAAUGAAAAAGUGCAAAUGUAAGAGGCGCCAGAAAUGGCGAGGCGCAGGUGCAAGCAAGUGCUGCACUUUAGUCUAACAGUGACAUGAACACAUCGACAAGGCGGUGCAGACACGUGGGGGCAAGUGGUGCCAGGAAGAAAUGGCGAGGCGCAGGUGCAAGCAAGUGCUGCACUUUAGUCUAACAGUGACAUGAACACAUCGACAAGGCGGUGCAGACACGUGGGGGCAAGUGGUGCCAGGAAGAAAUGGCGAGGCGCAGGUGCAAGCAAGUGCUGCACUUUAGUCUAACAGUGACAUGAACACAUCGACAAGGCGGUGCAGACACGUGGGGGCAAGUGGUGCCAGGAAGAAAUGGCGAGGCGCAGGUGCAAGCAUGCUCUGUGUUGUGGGCAGUCGUCUGCAAGGCCGCCAUGUCACCACCGUGGCUGCCGCUGCUGCUGCUGUUGUGCGGCCUAGCCCCCGGCAUCGAGCCUGCCUCUACUGGAUCGCCCGCAGGAGCAGGCGGCUGCAUGGCGGGCUCCAAGAGCAAGCCGAGGCCCGGGCCUGAGCCGGGCCUGCACGCCUGUAGCCAGUACAACCAGAACGCGUGCUGCACGCCGGAGUCGGUGCGGCAGCUCUCCCGGUCCCCCGUGGUGCGUGUGGACGAGCUGCUGUGGGACCGCUGCGGGAACCUCACCCCCAGCUGCGAGUCGUUCCUCAAGCGGCUCGAGUGCUACUCCCGCUGCUCACCACUCGCGUCGCGCUGGGCUCACCGCGCUCACCCCAGCCUCCUCCACCACGUGCCCGUGUGCUCACACUUCUGCGACUCCUGGUUCGAUGCUUGCCGCGAGGACUUCACGUGCGUGCGCAACUGGAUCUAUGACUGGGACUGGAGCGUCGAAGGGAACUUCUGUCCCGGAGCCUGCGUGCCUUUUUCUCAGAUGUUCCGGGACGGACGCGAUUUGUGUGAGGGUUUCUGGGGCCUCGCCCUCCUCCCCGUAGCCCACGGAGUGGAGCCGUGCAUCUCUCCGGGCGACCGAGAGGGCGACAUCACCGCCACCGCCACUAUGGGGACGUCGACGGUCGUGGAACCCGCAGCCCCUCCGACGAGGGGCAACGCUGCGAACCGCGAUGUCGCACGCCGCGCCAAGCGCGCACUCUUCCAGGAAGAGGUGGAAGGCAGCGGCAGCGGCUUCUGAGAGAGCCGAACUCCCCAGGGGGGAAAUCCAGAAACUCUCCGAUGAGUUUUUUUUUGUUUCCGGGUGACACCGUGAAUUGUUCAGCAUGAUGUCCGACGGUUCGCCCUGCGUGCUGGGAGCUUUUUGAGGAAUUGAACUGAGUGGCUCACUUUUGCUUGAGAUUAUAUAACGUUGCUGGCUGUCGCUGGUAUUGCCAGUACUGGAUGAUGAUUGGGCUAGAAAUGGCAAAGCCUGCAGCAGCCGGCAAUGCUAAACAAUCGAGAGAGGGAAAAUGAGCUGCUCAGUGUAGUUCUUGAAAAAGGUCUCAGCACACGGUACUAAACGUCAGUCGUGCCGCACACGCGGCACAACUCGAAAAACACAUCGGAGAGCUGAACAGCACCACCGUGAAAACCUAGACGGUUGUGGAAAAUCUGUGGGCAGAUGCACACAAAUCCUUAAGUAAAGUUUUCCCUAGGUUCUCACUGAUUUGAAUUGCCAACUAAUAGUUCAAUAUUACUUAAGAUAUUUAAUUAAAAUGACCACUGGAAACACGUGUGCAGAACUGGGGAACUUUUUACGAAUAGGGCUUUUAAAUUAACCCUUGGUGGGCAAUCACAUUAGCACCUUCGCGUUUUCUGAUAGCACUGCAAAGAAGUGAAUGAGGCUCAGCUCACCUUUAACUCGCACUGAUGCAAUGCCAUGCCUGCUGCCCUCUCGCCAACACGUUGACCUUCACAUCUCCCUCUCGUAGCCGAUUAGUAACGCGUCGCAUGAUCGUGAGAGAUGAUAAUUGGUGGCGGAUUGGACAGGCCUUCAUGCAACAGUGGAUUCACCAUGUGAUGAUGGUGACCCGAUUAAUGUGAGCGGAGCGUUUAGCGCGCUGCGCUACAAGCCCAGCGACCCAAGUUUGAUUUACGCUCACGGCCAAUGACGAUUAUCUGAAUCGGUUCUUGGUCUCCCCUAGGUCGACUCAGCCUGAGGACUUGGUACGGUGUCUAAAGAUCGCUACUAGGAAGAUAAGCGUCCAGGCGUUGUGCUGGCCACCCACCCCCUCGCGUAUCGUGCCGGCCUUCAUAGGUGCUACUUGCUAACAGCACUUGUCCCAACAGUCUGUUAAGGCUACACGGGGGAUCUUUGUGGCUGAGAUGCUUGAAGUGAUGGAUUUUGUUUUGUAGGUUUUUUCGAAGGGGGUGAGGCCUCACGUGAUCCUGGGCUGAAUGAAAUGGCGUUGUGGGCCAUAUGAAAUGCGGUUAUGGGCCGUGUCUAGCCAAUGGGCUAUGUUUCUCUCCCUGCACUCAAAGCCGCAGAUCAUCAAACUGGGUCUCCCAGGAGGCAGUUUCCAGAAACGGAUUCUAAAACACAAUCUCAAGUACCUCUUUUUCAGAGUCUCGAUCUGCUCUGAAUAAGGGCCAUUACCCGAAACGUCACCUAUUAUAUACGUUUUUUUUAAGGCAGUGUUAUUCGUUACAAUUGCCAAAUCUCUGUGGUUUGUCAGUAAGGGGGAGGGGGGGGGUACACGGUCAGUACAAUCUCAAUUGAGAAACUGUAACGGUGAUUUUUCACAUUUGGCAAAUUUGGCCCAUUACGCCGACUUCACGGGAUAUUGAGCGUCUGCUGUGAAGCAGACAGAUUGUCAAGAUGCUCACCCUGAAUUCAAGCACCGCAAUCCACCACUGAGUCACCGUCAUAUCAAGACCCCAGUCCUGAGACGCAGUCUCUUGUAGACUGCUUCUCACGAAAAGUCUAAAACACAGUCUCGUUAUCUCCUGGAGUUGCGCCCUCCUGUGUCUCAACACCCCAAUCCUGAGACCCAGAGCUCAUCGAAUCAAGUCUCAAGCCAGAUCUUUCAACCUGGAUGCUGAAGUCCGGCCUCUUGGAGUCGAGUAUGAAACCCACUGAUUCAGAAACAGUGACCUCCAGUUGCCAUAAUCUGAUGAUGUUUAAUGGAAAGCUUUGUAUCAGCUUAAUAGUCCUUAUGCACAUGAGCUUGCAAUAUACCAGCAUUACAAUAAAACAGGUAUCGCUCAAUUUACGACAGGGAUGCGUUUUUCAAAAAACAAGCGGAAAACGAAAUUUCGUAAAUCGGAAAUUGAUUUUCCACGAAUUGAAUACGAACAUUUUAUUCCAACUCUAUGCCUCACCUAAAUAUAUACACCUAUAACAUUUUUCACAAGAGAAAAUAAUGAUAAAGAACAGAAAUUAUGAAACGAUUGAAUAAUUUUAAUAAAAAUAAUGAACCUUUUGAGGCAACUCUCCUGCAUGUUGGCAUGACUGACACGGUGGCGGCGUUGGCGCUGCACUGCAUGGACACCGUGACGCUGUCGAGGAUGGAUGAGGUCGCCUCCCCGCUGCUUCUUGCCCAAUGAUCUCGCGGUGCGUGCCGAAGUGAAAUUUCAUUAACGAGGAAAUUCGAUUUCAAUAAUCCAAAAGUGUCCAUAAUUUGUCAAUUGCAUUCACGCGAAAUUAGGUAAACCGAACGUUGAUGAAUCGAGGGAUACCUGUGCGCUCCUAUGGAUACAGCAGAAAGCCAAGCGAGCUCAUCCACGUGUGUGUUCACUCACAACGACGUUUCUUUGCCGUGCAUAACUCUAACAUACACCUCCCACGUUUAUUUAGAACAUCAAUUAUAUCACAAUUUAGGUACAAGACUGGCACAAUUGUGUCUGGUCCGCAAGGCUUUGCUAAAGACCACCGCGUCUUCAGAGAAUUGUGCUAGUGCUGCGUCUCUGAUGAUAAUUAUUAUUUUAAAAACAAUUACGUCUGAAGCGUCAUUGAGAAAUGCAAGCGGCUCUUGGACAGGACGCGAGGAGGGACGACGGACAACGGUCAGGAAUAAUAACGGAGCAGCAGCCGAGCAAUGGAAAGUGUCCAGGAGGACGCCACUGGGGAGAUAGAGCGACGAAAUCUGUUCACGUGCCAUGGGAUUGCUGCAUCAGGUGGGAUGGUGAGAGGCGGUGGUGGCGGUCUAGGCAGGCCUUCAUCCAACAGUGGAACCAUCGUAGCUGACCAUGACGACAAUGAUGAUGAUGGUGGUCAUGAUGAUGAUGGCAUAAAGGAGCAGGGUCUGGAUGAAAUGAUCCCAGGUGGAGUUGUGCGGUACCAUCUGCUAGGCCGCCGUUCUCCGACGUGAUGGAAUUUUCUUCAAACGGGGCGCAAUGUUUCAUCUCGUGAUACGACACCGAUGAUGACGCAAUUGGGAUAUAAUAAUUGUUCCAUCAGUUUUCGUGAAAAAUGUAUUUCAAAACUACUCGUACACAAUUGACUAUGCAUAAAUGGUCUUGACGAUGUCUUUAUAUUAAAUUGAAUGCUUUUACAGAUGCAGAUUAAUAUAUCACUCGAACCAUCCUUUCUAUUAAGGCUGCUUUACAUUGCAAUUAAAGACAUGCCAAUCUCUGA
Lethenteron reissneri (Far Eastern brook lamprey) is the source of this 4772-nucleotide messenger RNA. Its product is annotated as riboflavin-binding protein-like. The record is from RefSeq and is a predicted model, not a curated record. Gene Ontology annotation, molecular function: riboflavin binding; signaling receptor activity; riboflavin transmembrane transporter activity. NCBI's taxonomy places the organism in Eukaryota, Metazoa, Chordata, Hyperoartia, Petromyzontiformes, Petromyzontidae. Gene Ontology annotation, cellular component: external side of plasma membrane.